AUGUCUAACGGAUUUUUAAGAGCUGAAGGUACUAAGAUUGUCGAUGCUGAUGGUAAGCCGGUUGUCUUAAAGGGUACUGCUAUUGGUGGUCACUUAAAUAUGGAAAACUUCAUUACUGGUUACCCAGGUCAUGAAACCGAACACAAGAAGGUUUUAAAGAAGGUCAUUGGUCAAGAAAAGUUUGACUUCUUCUUUGACAAAUUUUACGAAUACUUCUGGACUGAUGCUGAUGCUGAAUUCUUCGCUAAGGACUUAGGUUUCAAUGCUUUAAGAAUCCCAUUCAACUACCGUCAUUUCAUUGAUGAUGAAGGUGAUUUCUUCAAGAUCAACCCAAAGGGUUUUGAAAGAUUAGACAGAGUCAUUGACAUCUGUGCUAAACACGGUAUUUAUACCAUUUUAGAUUUACAUGCUGUUCCAGGUGGUCAAAACCAAGAUUGGCACGCUGAUUCUGCUAUCCACAAGUCUAUCUUCUGGGAUUUCAAGGUUUUCCAAGACUGUAUUGUUAACUUAUGGGUUGAAUUAGCUAAGCACUACAAGGACAACACUUGGGUUGCUGGUUACAAUCCAUUGAACGAACCUGCUACUCCAGAUCACUCCAAGUUAGUCGAUAUCUACAAGAGAUUCGAUGUUGAAAUUAGAAAGGUUGAUCCAAACCAUAUUUUCUUCCUUGAUGGUAACACUUACUCCAUGGAUUUCAGACAAUUCCCACCUGCUGAUUUCAUCAAGAACGCUGUUUACGCUAUCCACGAUUACUCUGUCUACGGUUUCCCAUCCUUAGAUGGUUACUUAUACAAGGGUACUCCAGAAGAAAAGGCUAAGUUGAAACAACAAUACGAAAGAAAAUUGGAAUACAUGCAAAAAUACCAAGUUCCAGUUUGGAAUGGUGAAUUCGGUCCAGUUUAUGCUUCUAAGGAAAGAGGUGACGAAGACCCAGAUUUCAUUAACAGACACAGAUACAAUGUCUUAAAGGAUCAAUUAGCUAUUUACAAGCAAGGUGAUCCAUCUGGUGACGGUUCUCCAAUCUCUUGGUCUAUUUGGGUUUACAAGGAUAUUGGUUACCAAGGUUUAACUUAUGUUUCUCCAGAAUCUAAAUGGUACGAAAUCUUCGGUAAAUGGUUAUUAAAGAAGAAGAAGUUAGGUUUAGACAGAUGGGGUAACGAUAUCGACCCAAAGAAUGACAAGUUAUACGAAGACUUAGUUCAACACAUUCUUGAAAACACUCCAGAAAAGUACCACAGAGCUUUAUACCCUCACCAAUGGCACGUUAAGGAUUACGUUUACAGAGUCUGUAAGGAUAUGUUAUUCUCCCAAAUUUCUCAACACGAAUACGCUGACUUAUUCGUUGGUUUAUCUUUCGAAGACUUAGAUGAAUUAGCUGCUUCUUUCAAGUUCGAAAACACUGUUAAGAGAGAUGAAUUAAAUGCUAUCUUAAAGGACUACUAA
Messenger RNA from Hemisphaericaspora subhashii, 1443 nucleotides. RefSeq names its product glycoside hydrolase family 5 protein. The transcript has a single exon. Lineage: Eukaryota; Fungi; Ascomycota; Pichiomycetes; Serinales; Debaryomycetaceae. Gene Ontology annotation, cellular component: extracellular region; cell surface. Bases 1 to 1443 code for a protein of 480 amino acids. The record is from RefSeq and is a predicted model, not a curated record. Gene Ontology annotation, molecular function: beta-glucosidase activity. Gene Ontology annotation, biological process: glucan catabolic process.